Molecule: messenger RNA, 987 nt
Organism: Papaver somniferum (opium poppy)
Lineage: Eukaryota; Viridiplantae; Streptophyta; Magnoliopsida; Ranunculales; Papaveraceae
Product: dirigent protein 2-like
Exons: 1
Coding region: 58-654 (198 amino acids)
Source: RefSeq, a predicted model, not a curated record
CCCUCAAAUUUUCAGUAAUUAUCCAUUAGCUAAUAGCUGCCUUCUUUUUCAGUUAUCAUGGGAAUGGCAGAUAUUCAUUCCAAUCGUUCCUUCUCUGUUGCAAUUUUUUCUAUCUUUCUCAUCUUCUACGUAAGCAAAGUGGCUGUAGCCGGGAAAUUAUUUCCUGCUCUAGGGUUGGAUCCCGUACAACUGGGUUUAAGAAAGGAAAAAUUUAAUCAUUUUCGUGUAUAUUGGCACGAUAACGCUGGCGUCUCGAAUCCGACAACAAUCCAAGUAGCAGGUGCAAAUUCGACACAAGAUUCAAUAACUGGGUUUGGUGCUAUUUUGGUGUUCGACGAUGCUCUAACAGAAGGAUCAGAUCCAAGUUCCAAACGUCUUGGUCGAGCUCAAGGAACGUAUACCUUCGCUGGCAUUGAUGAACCUGUGGUACUUGUGAACGCCAAUAUUGUUUUUACAACUGGGAAAUAUAAUGGCAGCACUUUAGGUAUAAUGGGGAGGAACAUGUUGGUACCAGAAGUUAGAGAACUGAUUAUUAUCGGUGGUACUGGACUUCUUCGAUUCGCACGUGGUUAUGUUGAAGCUCGGACUCAUCUUCUUAAUAUUAUAGCUCGACAAGUUAUUGUUGAGUACAACUUGUAUGUUUAUCAUUAUUGAUGAUCAACUUAGUUGGUCUAUCAAUGUUGUUUCGUUUAGAAAUAUCAACUUUGAGGAUUUUGUUUUUGAAUGGGCGAGUUUAUUUAGAGAGUAAUGUUGUUGUAAACUCUCUAAGACUCUUUGCUCAUCUUUUCUUGUAUCUUUUGAGUGUACUAUCUUAGCACCCUUUCUUAUUUAUUUUAAAGUUUACCUUUUUCAAAAAAAAAAAAAAAGUCUUGCUUCUCCUUCUGUUAUGCUAGUUCACUUCCUUAUAUCUAUCAUGUAAGGAUAUGAACUCUAUCUGUCCUCUUGUCUCGGUGUUCUUUAUUUUGUUUAUUUUUUAGAUAAAUGUAU